This is a messenger RNA of Synchiropus splendidus (mandarinfish), 4597 nucleotides long. RefSeq names its product CD248 molecule, endosialin a (gene cd248a). The transcript has a single exon. The coding region runs from base 206 to 2617 and encodes 803 amino acids. NCBI's taxonomy places the organism in Eukaryota, Metazoa, Chordata, Actinopteri, Syngnathiformes, Callionymidae. The record is from RefSeq and is a predicted model, not a curated record. Gene Ontology annotation, molecular function: calcium ion binding.
CCCUGGACAAUCUGCAUGCGCACAACUCCACUGCAGAUGUGCAGCAGCAGAGUGAAGCGUGGAGGUAGAGGAAUAAGAAGUGCAGAUGAAGAGGGAAAAGUUCAAGUAGUCAGAAAAGUCUUGGCGUAAAUCCACAAGACAAGGAGAUAAAAGUGAAGCCAGGGGACGUGAACAGUGGCGAGUGACAUUUGACCGUUGAAGGAGAAUGGGCCCCCUGGUGAGCGGUGCCGUUGUUCUUUUCUGGACUCCUCUUUUGGCAUUGAUCUUUGGAGUUUCAUCAGCGAUGGGACAAGACCUACAAGAGACUGAUGCACUGUGUACUGAAGAUGGGUGCUUUGUGGUCUACUUCCAGCGAAGGACCUUCCUGGAGUCCUGGCGAGCCUGCAAAGAGAAAGGUGGCAACCUGGCCACCAUCAAACGUAAGGUGGAUGCUGCCAAUAUUGCCAGCCUAUUUUCCACUGUUGACCUUCGUUACGCACGGACUAAAGUUCAAGUCUGGAUAGGCCUGCAGCGCCAACCUAGACAGUGCACUGCCACCCGCCCGCUCCGUGGCUUUUCUUGGACUACGGGGGACCACGACACAGAUUAUACUAAUUGGCAAAAAGAGUACUCCUCCAACAUGUGCUCUGUGCCACGCUGUGUUGUUAUGGGAUACAGCACUGAGGUGCAGGAGGAGAAUUUCAAAUGGCUAGAUGGCGCUUGCUCGGUUGCUGUGGAUGGGUACCUUUGCCAUUAUGCUUACAGAGGAAUGUGCUCUGCACUGUGGAGUGAAGGGGCGGGCAAUGCUCUCUACACCACUCCAUUCAAUCUACUCAGCACACUCCUGACUCAUAUUCCUAUAGGAUCAUCAGCCACUCUCCCAUGUCCAGCGGGAACCUCAGAGGAACAGUCUGUCGUAUGCCAGUUGAAGGAGGACAACUCAGUAGGCUGGUCCAGAGCCUUUCCUCUUUGCCCUGAUGCCCCUGCGUUACACAAUUGGUGUGACCACAACAAAGGAGGGUGUGAACACUUCUGCAGGUCGUCUGGAGACCGCUUUUCCUGUGAAUGUGCAGAGGGGUAUGUACUCGCGGAUGAUGGUCAGACGUGCGAGCUGUCUGACGCUUGCCAAGGAUUUCCCUGUGAAUAUGAGUGCCUGCGACUGCCGGAUGGAUAUCGCUGCGCCUGCCCUGAUGGGUACAUGCUGGGCCCUGAUGAACACGGUUGUGUGGACGUGGAUGAGUGCCUGCAGAGUCCAUGUGAGCAUCGCUGUGUCAACUCUCCCGGCACCUUUGAAUGUCACUGUGAUCAAGGGUAUGUUCCAGAUGAGGACGGUGGCUGUGAGGACAUAGAUGAGUGCGCCACGGACCCCUGUGAACAUGACUGUGAGAACACAGAGGGUUCUUAUAUCUGCCAUUGCCAUUUGGGCUUCUCCCUGCAGCCAGAGGACCAAAACCGUUGCCAGGACACAGAUGAGUGCCAGAUCGCUGGGACAUGCGAGCAGAUGUGUGUAAAUUACGAGGGUGGCUUUGAGUGCUACUGCGAAGAGGGCUACGCACUUCUGUCGGACCACUUCUCUUGUCAAAAAAUUGGCGACCACUCUGCAGUCACUGCAAUAUGGAACCCUGAAGAGGUGGAAUGGGACCCUCAGCAAGGUCACACUAACUGGCCUUUGGGGGUGGACCACGGCUUGGAGUGGCUGACUGACCCACCAAAGGUGUUCAAUUCUGAUGUGAUUUGGGUCACUAGUGUCCCAAGGGAGGAACCGCUUCAUGAUCCAGUGAUUAUCCCCAUGUACAAAGGCACUGAAAAAUAUGGAGACAUCAGAGAUGAACAGGAACAGUGGUUUUGGGAGCCUGACCCUCACCUUGAGCCAACCACCUCUUUAACCACAAGCACACUUUCGAGUCCCAGCACUACCGCACCAGGACUCAGCACCACUACUUCAGGUCCGGGCACAACUUCUCCAGAUCCCAGUGCAACUUCUUCGAGUCCCAGCACAACCACUCCAGGUCCCAGCACAACUUCCUCAGGUCCCAGCACAACUUCUUCAGGUCCCAGUACGAUUGCUCCAGGCCCCAGCACAACUGAAUAUUAUUAUGAGGAGGAAGAGGAGACAACGACUGCUCUUCCUGUCCCCUCAACCUCAACAAUCUCUGAGGGAGCGUGGAAUUGGUGGGACAGAUUAACCACCACAGUCAGCGAGGCUGCAGGAAAUCCAGAUGAUACAUUCAUAGACCUCAAUUUAUCCACUGAUUCCAGUGCGACCGAGGAAGACAAGCAUGGCCUGGGGAAAAGCUCACCCGCGAAGACUGUGGAGAAAGUGGAUAUUGAGAUCACACAAAACCCAGCGGUACCGACUCAUCGUACAGCUUAUCAGCGACCCACGGAUGCCAAAGAUUCAGUGGAGGAGGACAAAACUGAGAAGCAGAGCAACAUUUGGCUUUUGGUGGGCCUUUUAGUGCCCCUAUGUAUUUUCAUUGUGGUGAUAGUAGUGCUGGCUAUCCUGUACUGCACCCGCUGUUCUGUUGAGUCGCGCAACAAAAAACCCAAUGACUGCUACCACUGGAUCUCUGGUGCUCAUGAUAAGCAGGGGGCUUCUCACCCUUCUCACCCCGCCGGGGUCAAGAGCCAUGUUUAAUACGACAGGUGAGAAACUGACUUUCAUAUCAACAGAGGACGUUUUUAGGAGCGGGCGCGGGUGAAUAAGGAGCACAGUGGCUGCUUCACUUCCCUUGCUUUGGAUUAAUAAAGGAUGUGGAUUUUGAGAACAGCUUUGUAAUGCGGAGAAUGAUGAACAAACUGAUGUUGAAAACACUGACCACACAGCAGAGAUCAGAGUUGUUCAUUGAUGCAUUAAAUUAUUGCUGAUGUCUGGUGACUUCAACGUGAUGUAGAAACAACUCUUCUGUCAUGACAAGUUGUUGCUGUUGAUGGUGUGAUUAAGAAGCUUAUUUCUUAGACAGAAAACCACAGAAAAUUUGGAACUUUUCGCAACAGGUUGUGAGAUACUGUAAGAUACUACAUGUGAUGUGAUAUUUCCCCUGUUCAUUGAGCUGAGUCAGUGAUUUCUGACCUCUGGACCGGCAAGUGGUAUUGUGUGGGCCACAAAGAUUUUCAAUGUGAAAUGACAAAUACAUGCAGCGCAAUAUAAUUCUGAAAUGCCACGGAGAACUUCUUUUGUGCAUGGGAACUACAGCACGACAGAACUACAAAUAAUGAGUCAUUGACAUAUUAAAACAAACAUCUCCGCAGAAAGCAGAUCCUCACAUUCCUCUUAAAAGAAAAACAAAAGCUGCCUUGUUCAAUACCCUGAUGCUGGUUUAACAUUGAGCUGUGGAGCACAAGAGACAAAUAAAAGGAAGAGUGACAAGCUUCAUGUGCAAUGCAGCGGCUGACUUGUACCAUCCGAAAGACUGGAGCAGAUUUUUGGAAGGAUGGAGGAAGUUUCAUACACAGAAAAUGAUGUGACUGGUUUGCAAAAGAUAAAACCUGUUUUAUCGCAGUUAGACUUCGGUCUGUGUUGUUCGUUGCGAUUAUCCCGUUGUCAGAGUAACAGAAACCAAGCCGCGAAGGCAGAAAAGAUCUGCGGCAGAUGACGUGUGGAAGGGCUUGUCAGAGAGUUUCACCUUAAAAAGAAAUCUUUAUCUCCCCUCUGGCAUGUAAAUGUCAGCAUUUUAAGUGUCUGGAUCUGACUCACAUUCGGGGAAGUUUGAGGUUACGGACAAGGAGGGAAAGUCAUCAGAAGUCUGAUGACGCAAUUGUUUAAUAUCACUCUUAUCUGUUUGGCUUCAUUGUACUGGAUGUGUUCAUAUUUUAAAAAAAAAUGCCCAGCAACGACAUGACUCAAGUUUGGAUGGGUGAAUUAUAAAUGGCUGUAAACAUGACGAAGACUGUUCGUCUCAGUGCGGCUCUCCUUCACUUGACAUUUAUUUUCAUCACACUUGUCAAAGGAUCUAUGCUCCCUCGGCUUCUCCAUGACAUCCCCAGUAGUCUGACACUUUUCAACUGCUGAAUAAGAAAAUGUCAUUCCAUCCAUGAAUCUAUAGCCAGACUGCAUUCAGAGCGCUUCAUACUUGAAAUGCACAACGCUAAUGUCUCGGAUCCACAACUAUUUAUGACUGGCUGAGUCUUUUUCCUGCAAAGAAUGAACGAAAAAAUGAACUGUUCUCUUGAGAUACAUGCACCAUUAAAAUGAACAAUAAAAGAGAAAACAAAUGAAUGGUUCUUUUGUCUUUUGGUUUGAAAUGGGUAGAAUUCUGUACAAGGGAGUGGGCUUCUUCUUUCUGCAUUCCCCAUCGCAGUUUGCCACAGCAAGUCAGACUCUUUCAUCUUGUUGAUCCUCCCCAGUCACUCCUGUCCUCCUCGUGCCCUCGUGGACUGCAUCCAUCCAUGAACGUCCUCGGUUGUCUUCAGCUUCUAUGUGAAACAUCUGUCUCUCCUGUGAGUCUGAAUCUGUCUCCAAACUGUGCAGACAUGAAAAAAGAAAAAAAGUAGCAUUAAAAUCACAUUAUUGUAUUUAGAAGGGAAUAAUAGACUCGGGUUAAUAAAGCAGACCUGUUUGAUGAAGAAAGCAUGAUGUAAUAUGAGAUGAGAUACAAGGUACUACAAAGAUUACUCC